AAGUAAUAGGGUCCCAUUUACCCGUUUGGGUUUCACAUUUUGUCUGGGCUAACAAAUCCUGUACAAACUGCCAAAACAAACGCUCGUAUGGAGAUUAUUGAUUAAAAGCGUAACGUACAUGAUGGACGGAAUUAUCCGUGUAAUAUAAUCUCACAUUUUAUAACCUCUUGCAAUUUACUGUGACAUGUAAAGUUGCGAAUACGUAAAUACAUGUAGUAGAUAAUUACGACAAUUACCGUACAGUAGUAGGUAUGUCUUUGUUUUUAUCAUGAAAGUUAAACAUACAUUUUACUAUGGCACAUUUAUUUCGCUAAUCGACAGAACUCAGUCUAAAACGAACUAAUAGAUGUGAUUAUUAAGAUAAUAAAGUCUAAUUUAUUCUAUAAAGAAAUAGCGAUAAAAAGUAUUUUCGUUUAUCAAACCCGUUCGACCCAUUUUCGCCAAAGUCUCCUCGCACCCCGAAAAAAUUCGAUACCACCGUAACUAAGCAACGACAAAACGUUGUCGAUCACCGCUUCUCGGUUAUAAAUCAUAGACCACCAUUAUAUAUGUGUAUGUGUAUUGUGUAGUGACUUGCGUGCAUAAAUCUAUAAAAUGACGGAAAACAAGCAAAUAAGCAUGGCUGCGAGCUGCAUCGCGCUCCGUGGCGUGAAGAUCUUCCUGAACGCAGGCAGAGCCGCAGCGGCAAGGAAGGCUUCUUCACCCCCAGUAGUGAAACGCAAGCCUAAACCGCCAGUGCCUGGAGCUAGGCCACCGCAGAAAGUAUUCGAUGCUCUGCUUAAGAGCACUAAGCUUAACAAGUAUGAGCUGGAAGCAUUGUACACGAUGUACCGGAAUUUAGUAACAGCAGCGCAGUCCGCGGCGCCGGCCGGCAUUGGUCAACCAGCCCCGAAGACAGACGGCAUAGACCAGAGCACUUUCCGUGACGUAAUGCACAACACCUUCGAUCUCGUUACCGAAGAAGCCAUUUUGGAGAGAAUCUGGGUGACGUGGGAGCGCCCUUCAGGGGGCGAAGGGGCCAUUAAAUUUGAGGCCUGGGCUAAAGGCCUGAGCCGACUGCUAAGGGGGACUGAGGAUGAAAGAAAAAUGCACUGCUUUGCGGUGUAUGACCUUAAUGGAGAUGGCUGGAUUACGAAGGACGAGAUGUUUUUGCUAUUAAAGAACUCGCUCCUGAAGCAGCCAGGGGAUGAAGACCCGGACGAGGGAGUCAGGGACCUUGUGGAGCUGGUUCUUAAGAAACUGGACGUUGACAGAGACGGCAGGGUCUCCUUUGAGGAUUACAAUAGUUAUGUAAUUCUUUUCAGACAAGCGGUGGAACAAGAGCCCCUUCUGUUAGAAGCCUUCGGCCAGUGCCUGCCGUCGAAGCGACAUUCCGCCGCUUUUCUUAGAACACUAGUGACUAAGUGAAAAGAGAAAUAAUAGUAUAAGGACUUAUUUAAUGUACAAUUUGUUUUAGAAUUGUAUUUUCUCAAGCUAUAAAUAUUAUUCAGAAUAGAACUGAAGUUUAUAACAAAAAACUAUGGAGUGGA
Cydia pomonella (codling moth) is the source of this 1529-nucleotide messenger RNA. Its product is annotated as calaxin. The transcript has 6 exons. The record is from RefSeq and is a predicted model, not a curated record. The coding region runs from base 595 to 1407 and encodes 270 amino acids. NCBI's taxonomy places the organism in Eukaryota, Metazoa, Arthropoda, Insecta, Lepidoptera, Tortricidae. Gene Ontology annotation, molecular function: calcium ion binding.